Messenger RNA from Pyrus x bretschneideri (Chinese white pear), 1517 nucleotides. RefSeq names its product pectin acetylesterase 5-like. NCBI's taxonomy places the organism in Eukaryota, Viridiplantae, Streptophyta, Magnoliopsida, Rosales, Rosaceae. The record is from RefSeq and is a predicted model, not a curated record. The transcript has 12 exons. Gene Ontology annotation, molecular function: hydrolase activity. Bases 1 to 1407 code for a protein of 468 amino acids.
AUGGAAGUUAGGUCUCUCUGCAACCUCGAACCUCAAACACUGUCGAGCCAUGGUGAUGGAGAAAGUCGGGUCAAAUUCUAUGGCGAAUAUUUCUGGGCUUCGCGGCCCGCUGUGGUGGAUGCAGUGGGCCAAGCGUGGCUGGGCAAUCGCUGCCGUCGGAUUCGCUGUCUUCGUCUUCGUCUUCGCUCUCUCUGUCGCCUCCUACUAUCUGAGUUCCGAGCCGGAGUCCAACACCGCAACUCAUUUCAUCGCAUCACUACCUCCGAUUUGAUCGACCUGACAUUGUUGCACAGCGCCAAAGAUAGAGGCGCCCCCUCUUGUUUAAUUUAUGGUUUUGCAGUUUGUUUAGAUGGAAGUUUGCCUGGCUACCAUUUUCAAAAGGGAUUUGGAUUCGGCGCCAAAAAUUGGCUACUUUUCAUUGAGGGUGGAGGUUGGUGCAACACAAUAGAAUCGUGUAUUUUGCGUAAACAUAUGCAUUUAGGAUCUUCCAAACAUAUGGGACGUCGAGUUCACUUUUCUGGGAUUUUAAGCCCUUACCCUGACCAUAAUCCGGGAUUCUUUAACUGGAACCGAGUCAGAAUACAGUAUUGUGAUGGCGCACUUAUAGCCGGUCACCCUGAUAAUGAGUUGAAGAAUGGAACGGAACUUUUCUUUAGGGGCCAGCUCAUCUGGGAAGCAAUUAUGGAUGAACUCUUGUCAUUUGGCUUGUCAAAAGCGGAACAGGCCCUUCUUUCGGGAUGCUCUUCUGGUGGGGUGGCGGCUCUUAUACAUUGUGAUGAAUUUCGACAUCUUUUGCCUAAGGAUGCCACUGUCAAAUGUCUAGGGGAUGCGGGUUUUUUUCUUGAUGAGAAAGAUGUUCUCCGCAAUCCUACCGUGAGAUCUCUCUUUCGUGAUGUUGUCAACCUUCAGGGGUUAGCGAAAAGUUUGAACAAGGAUUGUGUUGCAAGAAUGGAACCAGAUAGGUGUAUAUUUCCUGAAGAAAUUGUUAAAAACAUCAAAACCCCCGUGUUCCUCGUUCAAUCAGCUUAUGAUUUUUGGCAAAUACAAAAUACCUUGAUACCUAAAGCAUCCGAUCCACAUAGCUACUGGGAAAAGUGCAGACUGAACAUUUAUAAUUGCAAUUCUACCCAGGUUGAAAUACUUCUAGGUUUCCGGGGAUCUCUGCUGAAGGCGCUGAAUGAUUUCGAGAAAAAUAAGGAAGGAGGAAUGUUUAUAAGUUCUUGCUUCAUUCAUUGCCAGACAUUGAUGACUGAGAUAUGGAAUUCGCCGAAAUCUUUAAGGAUAAACAACAAGACAAUUGCAGAGUCAGUGGGGGACUGGUACUUCAAUCGAAGUGCAGCGAAGCUAAUAGACUGCCCGUUUCCAUGCAAUCCGACCUGCUACAAUGUGAAUUUCACUCGAGGUUGAUUGAACUCAAGAAACGCUUUCAACUUUUCAACUGUUAUUCCGAACUGUAGAUCUUUGGAGCCUCAGUUCACCCUAGUGAAAAUUCUACCCUCCUUGUCCAGACUCCGAGC